Molecule: messenger RNA, 741 nt
Organism: Durotheca rogersii
Lineage: Eukaryota; Fungi; Ascomycota; Sordariomycetes; Xylariales; Xylariaceae
Exons: 2
Coding region: 45-458 (137 amino acids)
Source: RefSeq, a predicted model, not a curated record
AGUGGAUAUGCUAAGACCCUCGAUAGACAGGGAAUCUCUCCUUUAUGAGUACUUGUUGUGUUUUACUAUUAAUUUUUUUUUCUUUUUCUCUCCUUCCCGGUCCAAUCUGGCCAUGCAACCACCCAGCUAAGGUAGCUCCGUAUCCCACAUACCAGAUGGUCUGUGUCUGGAUUAUAAUCCAACACAGUACGGAUUCCGUGCCAUACCUACGCAAAGCCAAUCCUCCCCCCCUAGCUUUCCUAUCUUCUUCUCGGCGCCCUCGCCCUCGUGUCCCACGGUUCCAAGAGAAAACCUCCUCUCCUCUCUCAACAUUCCUCUCGUUUUCCCUUCGUAUUCCUAGGGACCUUCCUCUCGUUUUAAUAAGUCUCGGUCACCCGACUGAUCUUUUUUUGCCUCUCUACUUCUUCGUCCGCCUCCGUCCGGACCCUAAUACUUGCUCUGCCGUACACUGGAUUUAAUACUGCCGUCGCCCUACUUAUAAUCUACGUACUUGAUAAUAGGAAGCCCGAUACUCCGUCCUCAGCCUAUACACCGGCAAUCUUCCAGUAGCCAUCUAGUACUUAAUAUCAUUCACAUACACCACGAUGCCUUCGUUAAGAAAUACCUUGGCUGCGGCUGUUGCUUUGAUUGCUUCCGUCCGCGGCGACUAUGACAUCGAUCCGAGCUCGGUCUCCCUGACGAUCAGGAAGCGAGAUCAGCACCUGCCCGCUGAUUUGCCAACAGACGACCUCGGAGCCGACC